UCGUGAAGGCGCGCAGGUUUUGGAAAAAUCAUUCCGCUAGGAAGCUGCACACGCCUCGCAUUCACUGACAAAGUGAAAGUAAAUUUCAUACUUUCUUCUUCUUUUUAAAAAAAAAUACAUUUUAACGUUUAUAACAACUAUAUAUUUAAUCAGCACAAAAAGCUUUGCACGCAUUUUUGAACUUUUAAGGGCACCGUAGAUUAACGCACCGGAGCGUUCAUUGAAAACAUGGCUGCAGAUAUCGUCCUGGAAGAUGAAGAGAAUAUUUUGUAUGAUUUACUUAUUAACACCGAAUGGCCGUCGGAGACGGACACGCAGUUGCGUGGAUUCAAAGAGCGCAGUUCUCUCAUCGCCAAGGCGGUGACAGGGCCAUUUCGCUUCAUUUUGCAUUACCUUUGGUACAGCCCUUCCAGCUCAUCCUUACCCCCUGGACUGGUGCGCCUGGUGGGAAAGCAGAUCAAUUGGCAGCUGGUGCUAGCGAGUAACGGGAAGCUCCUGGCCGUGGUUCAGGACCAGUGUGUGGAGAUCAGGUCAGCCAGAGACGACUUUGGGUCCGUCAUCGGGAAAUGUCAAGUACCUAAGGACCCGUCUCCUCACUGGCGCAAGGUGGCAUGGAGCCAUGACUGCGCUCUCCUGGCCUAUGCGGAUAGUACCGGCACCGUUCGGGUCUUUGAUCUGAUGGGCAGCGAACUCUUCAUCAUCCCUACAGCUGCGAGCUUCCCCGGCGACUUCAGCUAUGCCGCUGCUGGCCUGAUUUUCCUGGAGUACACCGCCAGUGCCCAGUGGUCCGCAGAGCUGCUGGUCAUCACCUUUGGUGGCCAGCUCCGCAGCUACCUGGUGAGCGUGGGGACCAAUCAAGGCUUCCAGGAGAGCCACAGCUUCAGUUUCUCCGCCCACUGUGGUAACGGCGUCACUGCAGCGAUCUACCAUCCAAGCCACAGGCUGCUCCUGCUGGGUGGGUGCGAGAUGGGUGACCGCCGCGGCGUGUCCCAGGCAACCGCGAGAGGCCUCACGGCCUGGAGGGUGUUAUCGGGUUCGCCACACUACAAGCAGAUGACCCGUCACCAAGACGACAUCAGCGCAUCCCAGAGGAAAAGUCUUUUCAGAAUGCACAGUUUUAGACUUUUCUCCCGACAAAACAGUGAACAGGACGGCGUGUUCAGAAUGAGCCUGUCUCCAGACGGUGCAAUGCUAGCCGUAAUCCACUUCUCAGGGGCUCUGAGUCUGUGGGACGUGCCGUCGCUCCAUCAGAGGAGCACCUGGAAGCAGGAGGAGCAGCCUGGCUAUGAGGAGAUCAACCCAGAGUGGAAGACGUCGCUGGAGAGGAGGAAGAAAAUAAAGGAUAAGGAGCAGUAUCAGUCUCUGAUGGAUGUGGGCUGGUGGAGUGAGCAUGCCCUCAUCCUUGCCCGUUGCUCUGGAGCUCUUACUGUCUCGUCGGCACGCACGCUGGCCAACCUGCUGGGCCGCUCCUGCGAGUGGUUCGAGCCGUCGCCCCGCGUCACCUCCGCCCAUGAUGGCGCCUUCCUUAGCCUAGAGUGUGAGAUCAGGCUGGCACAGAAGCGUACCCGUCUGGAGAGUGGCAGACCUGGCGAGGAGGAUGAGGGUGAGGAGUACUCUGAUUCUGAUGAAGAGAGCUCAGCCCAGGCGCGAUACUUUGGCUAUGUGCAGCGGGGCCUCUACUACGUCACCGAGAUGGAGCGCUUCGCUCCACCAAGGAAGCGCCCGCGUGCUGUUCUGAAGAAUUACCGGCUAGUCAGCCUUCGCGCCACUACUCCUGAGGAGCUUUACCAGAGGAAGAUUGAUAAUGAAGAGUAUGGUGAAGCGCUCUCCUUGGCUCAUGUCUAUGGACUGGACUCAGACCUUGUCUACCAGAGGCAGUGGAGGAAGUGUUCAGUCAGCAUUGCAUCUAUCCAGGACUACCUGAGUAAGAUAAGGAAGCGCUCCUGGGUGUUGCAUGAAUGUAUCGAGCGGGUACCAGAGAACGUGGACGCCGCCAAGGAGCUCCUUCAGUACGGCCUGAAGGGAACGGACCUGGACGCUCUCGUUGCCAUCGGCAACGGCGAGGAUGGGGGCAGGUUCAUCUUGCCAGACGACACAGACAUGGAUGACUCUGCGUACGAGGAUUUCCAGUUAGCAGAGGAGGAGGAGAUGGAGCGGAAGAGAGAGAGGGAGGAGAAGAAAAGGGAUGACCUCCUGAAGAAAGUGGACUUCAGCAAGCUGACCCUGGAGCAGAAGGAGCUGUGUCGAAGCCGGCUUAAGCUGCUCUGCUACCUGGACCGCCUGGCCACGUACGAGGAGAUUCUGGGUGGACCCAGCGCUGCAGAGGAGAGAUACGACUCUGAGUUUUUCAAAAAGUUCCGCAAUCAAAAUAUUAUUCUGUCAGCGAGAACCUACGCCAGGGAGAGUAACGUGCAGGCUCUAGACAUCCUCUUCACCUACCAUGGUGCUGAGUUGCUCCAGCAUCGGCUCACUAUCCUAUGCAAUUUCCCAGAAACCACCUCUCCCCACGAGUACACAAUACUUCUGCCUGAGGCCUGUAAGGAUGAGAGGGCACACCUGGUCUUUAUUCCAUGGGAGGAGAAGAGGCACAGAGACCUGGACUGGUGCGAGCACCCGCAGUGCAGGGCGGUGUUGGAACUGUGCAUGGGUGAGGACCAUCAGUUUUUGUACGAAGAAGGUUCGGGGCUGGAACGUUUCUGCACAGUCAGCCCUUCCAUUCCACUCCUCACUGACUGGUACCUGACCAGAGCGCAGGAGAUUGAACACAACUCCCAUCAGGUGGACUGCGCCCUGUCACUGGUGCGUCUGGGAAAAGAAAGAGGGAUCCCUGGGCUGGAGCUGCUGUGCGAUGACCUGGUUACCAUGGAGACACUGGUGUAUGAGACAUCAUGUGACCUGAGCCUGAGUCUGAGGGAGCUGCAGCAGCUCAGGGACAUCGACAAGCUCCGCCUCCUCAUGAAGAAUUCAAGCGCAGAGCGCUACGUGAAGAACAUGUUCCAGUGGGCGGUGCCGUUCCUGCACCGCUGUGAGAGGCAGAGGGAGGGCUCCGCCUCCGCCCUCCUCGCCCAGUAUCUGGUGUCCCUCGCCAAGGACGACCUCACCGUCCCGCUCAAAAUCUUCCAGCAUUCCAAACCAAGCUGUCAGCAGAUGAUCAUUAGCGACCCAGACCAGCUCAUGUCUGUGGCUCUGGAGUGUAUCUACAGCUGUGACCGAGACAACCAGCUCGCACUCUGCUACGACCUUCUGGAGUGCCUUCCUCAGAGAGGAUAUGGGCCACAGACAGGGACCACAAAAGCCUUACAUGACCAGGUGGACUCCCUGGAGAAGCAUCUCAGUGUUGCGGAGAUUCUGGAGAAGCAUGGUCUCCAGAAGCCCAUCUGGUAUGUGAGGAGCAGUCAGAGCUGCAGAGAGGAGGCUCAUCAGCUUCUGGUCAAACUCACACGCCACGCAGCACGCAAAAGUCCUCCUCUCGGUGAGGCAGCAUGGCGAGGUUUACUGCAUGACCUACUGGACAUGCAGCGGAACGUCUACACCUGCCUGGACCCUGCCACCUGCCAUCAGAUCUUUGUCGAGAGCCUCCUGUGUUCAGGGCGGGAGGAGACCGUGUGCCUGGCGGGACAGCUGAUGCAGAGCAGUGCCGCCGCUCCUGAUGCACCUGCUGGCCCUGCCUUCCGGGGCAAAGCCCUACCCCGCCUGGGCUAUGCCUGCAGUGUAGAGCUGGUACUGGCCUCCGCCCGAGAGUACUUCAACUCUGCAGCCACCCUCAGUGACCCGUGCAUCGGCCUGGCACGGUCAUGUCUGCGGCUGAUCUCCGACUGCCCUCCUCUGAUCCAAGAAGAGCUGGACCUCAUCACCGCCCUCUCCAGGCUGGAGGACUUUGGUGUCAAGGUCCUGCCUUUACAAGUGCGUCUACAAGAUGACCGCUUGUCCUUGCUGAAGCAGUGCAUGUGUCAGUGUUCCAUGGCCUAUAAGCAGUCCACCCAGAUGCUGGACCUGGCCUGGCUGCUGCACGUGGCCGGUGGUGAUGAGGCUAGACGGAAGGGUCAGGUCCUUACCCUAUUGGCUGAGCAGGCUCUCCUGUGUCAGGACUACAAAGCCUCCUUCAUCCACUGCCAGGAGCUGAUGUCUGCAGGCUACAGCGGCGGUUGGGAUGUGUGUGCACGCCUGGGUCAGUGUGAGGGCUUCACGCGUCUUUCUGCUCGCCAGGAGCUGAUGGCGUUCUCUCUCACACAUUGCCCCCCUGCCCACAUUCAGGGCCUCCUGGCUGCCUCCAGCUCACUGCAGACCCAGAUCCUUUACCAGGCAGUGAAUUACAAGAUCGACCCUUCCCACACCACAGGAGCGAGCGACGAGGCAGAUAAGUCACCACAGGUGGGUGGAGGUCCUGGGUCAGCUCUGCCGCCGCCACUCCUCCAGAGGACCACAGCGCGCACCAUGGAGGUGCUGAGCAGCACCACCCACACCACCAAGGCUGUGCUGAGCGCCGUCAGCGACCCACACUGGUGGAGGGAAUCCAUCAGAUACCUCCAUCCACUGCACGGGCUGGGGGCAGAGUCGCACCACACCGGAGUGGCCAAUGAGAACACAGACCUGGAGAGACAGGGCUGCAGCGCGAUCUAUGAGGAGAUACUGGAUGAACCCUACGUCAGCCCGAUCGAGGACGUAUACUCGUCCUAUAACUAUGUUCCACAGGAGAGCUUUGCAGAAGUGCUGCUGCGCACCGGCAAGCUGGCUGAGACCAGGAGCGAGGGCGAACGCUGCUUCCCAGCCACCGAAGUUCUGCUCCAGCUGGCCAGCGAUUCCUUCCCCAGAGACAUGACCCUUGCUCUAGCCUAUUUGCUAGCUCUGCCACAGGUGUUGGACGCUGACGUGUGUUUGGAGCAGCAGUGCCCCUCUGCUCUGGCCCUGCAGAUGGCUUCGUAUUACUACUCUCUCCAGAUCUACUCCCGCCUGGCACCCUGCGUCAAGGACCAGUGUAGCACCCUCUACAGGGCUGAUCCAAGGGAGCUGAUUCGUCUAGUGACCAAGCACGUGGCUGACCAUGAGGGUCACAAAUGGGCCGACAAGGAGCUGGAGGAUAUGAUUGGUCAGCUACGACUGUGGAGCGAGAGACUGACUGACUUCACGCAGGCGCAGGUGCUGCGUGGCCUUGGACGGGGCGUGGACGUCCAGCGCUUCAGCAGCGACCACCAGUAUAAGAAAGAGACCAUCCUCGGCUUGGCAGAGACAUUAGAUGAGAGUGUAUAUGGGAUUUCUCGCUCCCUAGCCCAGCGCUACAAUAUUCCUCUGUGGGAGGUGCAUAUGACACACCUUGAGUUCCUCUUCACUGACAGCGGCCUCUCCACCAAGGAGCUGGAGAGUCGGAGUGAGGCCCUCGGUCUGUUCCAUGUGCUGAAGGUGGAGCCCGGGCCUUUCUUUGCCCACAUGGGCAAGUAUGUGUACCCGAGCAUCGCUGGCAACGACCUGCCACGUCUGCUCUACUACUACACACUGCUGGACGGCUGCUCAGGUGGAGGGCCUCCGACAACCACAGCCAUGGCACCCAGCACGCACGUCAAACUGCUCAAGAAGCUCAAGGCCGUGGCGAGCGGGCUGGACUAUAAGAAGCUGACGGACGAGGACUCGGACCCGCUGAAGGCCCUGGAGCCUGUGCUGACCAGCCAGAACGUCCUGUCGAUCUCCAAACUGGCCGGACGCGUCCCCCUGAAAGGGGGUGGAGCCCUCACAGCAAGCGCUGUCCACACCACCUGGCUGCGGAAGCUUUUCUGGGAGGGCGAUGCCCACGUCCUCAAGCGCUCCCCCCAGACCGAGUCAGACUUCCUCACUGCCUAUGACGUCUGUGCCAAGUACUUUGACAGGCUCUUGCCAGUAGACGCGGUCAGCUUUUUGGAUGCCAUCACCUUCUCCCCGGAAGCAGCCAAUCACCUGUGUGUGGAAGUCAGGACAGAAAUGACCAGGCGUGCUCUGACGGCUGUGCAGAGCAUCAGCGAGAAAAGCAGGAAAAGGGGCCGAGAAGAGGGAAUGAUGCUGUCUGAAAACUCCGCCUUCGGCUUUAGCCAUGCCCUGAUCCACCUGCAGCAGUCACUCGACCAUCUAGAGACGCUCAGCCAUGCCUUCCCAUUGUCUCUGAGAAACAGCCAAGAGGAGCGUCUGCAGGGGUAUGGCAGGGCCUAUGACCUCUCCAGGUCGCAGAAGGUCAAGGUGCGCCAGCUGGCUGUCACCAUGGCGUUGGACGGCCAGCCGCUGGAGCAGAUCGAGCAGCUGCUUGCAGUCGCCGUGGGCAUGAGUGACCUGUCUCCACGGAGCGUAGUGAGGGAUGCAGUAGAACAGGUCGUCACCGCACUCAGUGGUGAUGAGGACAUUCUGAAGGCCUACACGGACCCUUUAAAAGUCCUGCAGGGCAUCGUGGUGGCGGUGCAUGCCAACGUGCAGCAUGGGGGAGAUAUCGUGUCAUCCGAAGAUCUGUUGGCAUGGUUACGCCCAUUCUGCAGUGACGACUCAAAGCCCGUGCGAGUGAGGAUCGAGGUUCUGCAGAUUCUAGAACAUUCCUUUUGCCUCAGUGACCAGGACAACCGGCUGCUAGUGUUUUUUAGGAGCCAGGCGGUCCUCAAAGCAGGCUGGCCUAGCAGAGAGUGUGAAACGGAGGAUAUUGAAGAUGAGGACAAGCGCCACUCCCUCUUCCUCGAGCUGCUGGGUGCUAGUCGAAAGUGGGAGGAGUUUCAGCAUCUCAUGCUCCUCCUACAGGCGUGGCCUCCAGUCACAGACAAGAACAGGCAAGCGUCCGAGCAGAACCCAUGGGUGUGUGUGACACGCGGCCUGCUCACACACUGCUCUGGCAGCGCGGAGGUCAACAUGGGUGACGAGGUGCUGUCCAUGUGCCGCACACUCUAUCCUACCAGGCACAAGCUCAACACACAGUGUAUUGGCCACAUCUCCUCUCUGCUGUUAAAUGGCAGCUUCAGGCUCGCUGGCCUGAAGCUGAUGGCUGAGAGUGGAGACGAACACCUGCUAAAGCUGACCCUGGAUCAAAUCCGAGGCCUGUCCACACUGAGUGAGGAGGUGUGUGACCAGGAGCUCCUCACCCUGCUGCUGAAUGCCGGAGCACUGGUCAGCUGUGUGGACACACUCCUCUACCCAGCCCUCAUCUCCCACAUGCUUAGGCAGGGGAGGUGGGACGUAGAGCAGGCCGCCCACGACCUCCACGUCGCCGGUCACACCACCCAGGCCGGCUCCCUGCUCCUGGCCCAUCGCGGAGUUCACCCGGCACUGGCCACCUUCAACAGUGCCCUUGUCGUUGUCGACAAAUGGCUGUGAGGCACACAACCAGUGGGUGGGGGUGUGGGUGGGGGUGUGUGCGUGCAUUUGCACAUGUCAGUUUGGAAAGCAGCACCAGCUGAACAUGAAUAACCCAGAGGGAUACAUGAUUCAUGUCAGUCACAUUAUGUUUUGGAGUUAUUUUGGAAUCAUAUUAUUACACUUAGUUCUCCAUAAGUGAGCCAUUAGAGGACCAUUCAGAAUAAUUAAGAAUAAUUAAUUGACUGCUUCAGGCCCUGGUUAGAUUGAAACAAAAGUACUUCAAAGAUGAAAUCACCUGACCUGUUAGACAUGGUACUCUAAGUGCUACUGUGAUGUUUGUGCUGGGACAUUUUAGGGGAAAAUACUCUCUGUUCUACUAGAAUCGCUCUCGCUCUGUCUCACAUUCUAUCUUGCCCCAGAUGUCACAGUGAUGUUAGAGUAAUCACAUUACUCUGGCAGUUUAGGCACGCUAGCAUGCUUUAAUGUUCGUUACAGGACAGAACACAACCCAAAUUCAGAGUGUGAGUCUUACCAAUGCCAUGCAUGUUUUGCAGGGAAAGAAAACAGCAUAUUUUCUGUUGGGUUAAUAACUAAUUAUUUGAGUCAACAAACUAACCUCCAGACAGUCACAUUAUUGUUUUAAAAUACAGUGCAUGCCUGUGAUGGGAGCAGUGUUCCAGUACUGAAUGGAUUGUUUUGGGUCAUCUUGUCUGUUUUCACCUCAGUUACAGAUUGUUCAGUGUACCAGACCUGUAUGCAAAUUCAAACUGAAUGUACUGCAGCUUUAUUCCCUUUAGAGAAUGUUGCUUAACACACAAUGUCAAAGAUUUUCCAGAUAUUUCAAAAUGAUGCUACCUGUGGUCUCGGCCGGGUUUUUUUUUUUGUGUUUGUUUGUUUUUAAUGUAGUCACAAAAGCAAAUAAAUAAAUAGACAAAACUCCA
Messenger RNA from Electrophorus electricus (electric eel), 8237 nucleotides. RefSeq names its product NBAS subunit of NRZ tethering complex (gene nbas). Gene Ontology annotation, biological process: retrograde vesicle-mediated transport, Golgi to endoplasmic reticulum. The record is from RefSeq and is a predicted model, not a curated record. Gene Ontology annotation, molecular function: SNARE binding. NCBI's taxonomy places the organism in Eukaryota, Metazoa, Chordata, Actinopteri, Gymnotiformes, Gymnotidae. Gene Ontology annotation, cellular component: Dsl1/NZR complex.